CCCCAGUCGCCGCCCCGCGCUCGCGCUCGCGCUGCAGGUGCCGCCGCCGCCCCCGCCCCCGCCCGCCCGCCCGCGGCACCUCGGGGCCCGGCCUCCUCGCGGAGCUUCUGCUGCGCCGCCGCCUCGGACGCCCGACGCGCCGCAAUGGACGAGGCCGCGCUGGUGAGGGAGAGGCUCCAGGCCAUCACGGAUAAAAGAAAAAUACAGGAAGAAAUCUCACAGAAGCGGCUGAGAAUAGAAGAAGAAAAACUAAAGCACCAGCAUUUGAAGAAAAAGGCCUUAAGGGAGAAAUGGCUUCUAGAUGGAGUCAGCAGCGGAAAAGAACAGGAAGAGAUGAAGAAGCAAAAUCAACAAGACCAGCACCAGAUCCAGGUUCUAGAACAAAGUAUCCUCAGAAUUGAGAAAGAGAUCCAAGAUCUUGAAAAGGCUGAGCUACAAAUCUCAAACAAUGAAGAGGCAAUUUUAAAGAAACUAAAAUCAGUUGAGAGGACAACAGAAGACAUAAUAAGGUCUGUGAAGGUGGAAAAGGAAGAAACUUCAGAAGAGUCCAUCGAAGACAUCUAUGCUAACAUCCCUGACCUUCCGAAAUCCUAUGUGCCUUCCAGAUUAAGGAAGGAAAGAAAUGAAGGAACAGAAGAUGAUGAACAAAACAGAAAAGCUUUGUAUGCCAUGGAAAUUAAAGUUGAAAAAGACUUGAAAACUGGAGAAAGUACAGUCCUGUCUUCAAUACCUCUCCCAUCAGAUGACUUUAAAGGUACAGGAAUAAAAGUUUACGAUGACGGGCAAAAGUCAGUAUAUGCAGUAAGCUCUAAUCAUGGGGCAGCAUACAAUGGCACCGAUGGCCUGGCACCAGUUGAGGUGGAGGAACUUUUGAGACAAGCCUCCGAGAGAAACUCUAAAUCCCCAACAGAGUAUCAUGAGCCUGUCUAUGCCAAUCCAUUUGGCAGGCCUACAACUCCACAGAGGGAAAAGGUAACUCCUGGUCCAAACUUUCAAGAAAGGAUAAAGAUGAAAGCUAAUGGACUAGGUAAUGAUAUGAAUGAAUCCAUGCUCAAAAUGGACAAUGGGCUUUCAGAGGAGAGGGACAACAGCCUCAAUCAUAUCAGUCCCGUUCGGCCAGUACCUCAACCCCGAUCAGUGACUCAACAAGCAGAGGAGAUGCCGCACACCCAACAAAAGAGGCUGAUGACUCCUUGGGAAGAAUCAAAUGUGAUGCAGGACAAAUAUUUGGCCUCUCCAAAGGCAAGACUGAGUCCCAGUGAACCACUAGCUGGGAAGUCAAACCACCAGGAUUCUUCUGCUUGCCAGGAGGAUGAGGAAGAUAUUAGAUAUAAUAUCGUUCAUUCCCUGCCUUCUGAUAUGGCUGAUUCAGAACCUGUGACGAUGAUUUUCAUGGGGUAUCAGCAGGCAGAAGACAACGAAGAAGAAAAGAAGCUUCUGACAGGGUAUGACGGGAUCAUCCAUGCCGAGCUGGUUGUGAUUGAUGAUGAGGAGGAAGAGGCUGAAGGAGAAGCUGAGAAACCAUCCUACCAUGCCGUGGCUCCCUGCAGUAAGGUUUACCAGCCUGCCACACCAACACCACUUCCUAGAAAAAGAUCAGAAAUGAAGCCCUAUGAAAACACAAGCCACAGAUCUCCCCACAAAAAUUCCAUAUCCCGGAAAGAGCAAGAAGAAAGCUUAGGCAGCCCUGCUCAACAAUGUCCACUUGACGUUCAGAUAGCCGGAGACGGGACCGAAGACCCAUCCUUAACAGCUUUAAGGAUGAGAAUGGCAAAACUGGGAAAAAAAGUUAUCUGAGAGGUGUAUCAUCUACCUAAACAUCCUUUGGAGAAGAAACUAAGAAACAUUUGCCACCUUCUCUUCUGGGUAUUUUGUUUCUUUUUUCCUGAGACUCCAGAAAUUAUAAUUAUAGCCAUAUUAAGCCAUGUGAAUAAGCAGUACUCAUUAUUUGUGGGGAAAAAAUCCCAAAAAAGCUAGGGAGAACAAAUGCUUAACUUUUCCAGUUACUUGACACAAUUCAGUGGUGGGGGAGAAACCAGCGUAUUUUUAUUGUAUUGAUACCAAAGCAUUUCUAAUAAGAGUGUGUUAAAUUUAAAAAUAAAGUUAUUUAAAAUA
Messenger RNA from Canis lupus familiaris (dog), 2115 nucleotides. It is a transcript of the gene PALMD, whose product is annotated as palmdelphin. Gene Ontology annotation, cellular component: membrane; cytoplasm. The transcript has 8 exons. Lineage: Eukaryota; Metazoa; Chordata; Mammalia; Carnivora; Canidae. Gene Ontology annotation, biological process: regulation of cell shape. Bases 145 to 1797 code for a protein of 550 amino acids. The record is from RefSeq and is a predicted model, not a curated record.